AUGAACUUUAGCCCACCUCCACCACCACCUGGAGGUCAACCACCUCCACCACCUGGUGGUAAUGGAGGACCUCGACCUCCACCACCCCCCACCACCAAGAGGAGGCUCACCUCCACCACCUCCACCACCCCACCAAAUGGAGGAUCUCCACCACCCGGUUCUCGACCACCACCACCAACUGGUUCUCCACCACCUCCACCACCGAACGGAGGAUCUCCACCACCCGGCUCUCGUCCUCCUCCAUCACCAACUGGCCGCCCUUCACCCCCACCGAAUGGAUCAAAUCCUCCGCCACGCCCAACCGGAGGCUCUCCACCACCAAGUGGACCCUAU
Messenger RNA from Mesorhabditis belari, 333 nucleotides. NCBI's taxonomy places the organism in Eukaryota, Metazoa, Nematoda, Chromadorea, Rhabditida, Rhabditidae. The record is from the annotation of a GenBank genome assembly.